Ailuropoda melanoleuca (giant panda) is the source of this 2693-nucleotide messenger RNA. It is a transcript of the gene POLL, whose product is annotated as DNA polymerase lambda. Gene Ontology annotation, cellular component: nucleus. Gene Ontology annotation, biological process: double-strand break repair via nonhomologous end joining. The record is from RefSeq and is a predicted model, not a curated record. Gene Ontology annotation, molecular function: DNA-directed DNA polymerase activity; DNA binding. The transcript is spliced from 9 exons. NCBI's taxonomy places the organism in Eukaryota, Metazoa, Chordata, Mammalia, Carnivora, Ursidae. The coding region runs from base 428 to 2155 and encodes 575 amino acids.
UUUACACCUGCCCACCCGCGGGUGACCCGCGGGGCCUGAAGUUGACCCCCACCGCGGACCGAAUCGCCGCGGCGGGGAGGGGCUCUUAGGGCAGGGUCCGGACACUCCAGCCCUCCUCUCGUCCCCAGCUGGGAGUCCCUGGCGCGUGCCAGCUGCGGACUCCGCGGAUGCCCCACAGCUGCCGGUCGUCUCCACCCCCAGCUGUGAGGCCGAGACUCCCCCAGUCUCGGAAGGCGCCCCACACCUGCUGCGGCCAUGCCCAUCUCCCCGCAGCUGCGGGUCUGAGCACCCCCGUGACGAGAGGCCCGCCACCAGGGCAGGUGUAGAGCGUUCCCCCGCCUCCCGAACACCCGCCACCACCAGGGUUUCCUCUGCUGUUGCCCUGAUCAAACCUAAAACCAAAAGACCGUGAUCCAGCCAUACCUCAAUGGACCCUGGGGGCAUCUUGAAGGCAUUUCCCAAGCGGAGGAAAAUUCAUGCCAAUCCAUCAUCAAAAGCACUUGCAAAGAUUCCCAAGCAAGAAGGUGGAGAAGAAGCAGGAGAGUGGCUGAGCUCCCUGCGGGCCCAUAUUGUCCCCAGUGGCAUUGGGCGAGCCCGGGCAGAACUCUUUGAGAAGCAGAUUAUCCAGCAUGGUGGCCAGAUAUGCGCUGCCCAGGCCCCAGGGGUCACUCACAUUGUGGUGGAUGAAGGCAUGGACUGUGAGCGAGCCCUCCGCCUCCUUCGACUGCCCCAGCUACCUCAGGGUGCUCAGCUGGUGAAGUCUGCCUGGCUGAGCCUGUGCCUGCAGGAGAAAAGGCUAGUGGACACGGCAGGAUUUGGCAUCUGGAUCCCUAACAGGUACCUGGACCAAGCACAGCUCAGCAAGGCAGACCAAGACUUUUCUGCGCCUCCUGGAGCCCAUGAGGCUGUGCUCAUGACAGCCCUCUCUCCUCCCCGUCCUCCCACCAGGCCUGUAUCUCCUCCCUGGAGGAUAGAGGAGGCCCCGAGCACCCAAGCCCAGCCUGGCUAUGAUGAUGAAACCAGCGACGGGGAAGAGACCCAGGUUAGCGCAGCUGAUCUAGAAGCCCUUAUCAGUGGCCACUACUCCACCCCCCUUGAGGAAGAUGGUGAGCCUAGUCCAGCCCCUAAGGGCCUGGAUAAGUGGGUCUGUGCACAGCCUUCGAGCCAGAAGGCGAUCAACCACAACCCCCACAUCACAGAGAAGCUGGAAGUGCUGGCCAAAGCCUACAGUGUUCAAGGAGACAAGUGGAGGGCCCUGGGCUAUGCCAAGGCCAUCAAUGCCCUCAAGAGCUUCCACAAGCCUGUCACCUCCUACCAGGAGGCCUUUAGUAUCCCUGGGAUUGGAAAGCGGAUGGCCGAGAAAAUCAUAGAAAUCCUGGAAAGCGGGCAUCUGCGGAAGCUGGACCAUAUCAGUGAGAGCGUGCCUGUCUUGGAGCUCUUCUCCAACAUCUGGGGAGCUGGAACCAAAACUGCCCAGAUGUGGUACCAACAGGGUUUCCGGACCCUAGAAGAUAUCCGUGGCCAGGCCUCCCUGACUACCCAGCAGGCCAUUGGCCUGAAGCAUUAUGAUGACUUCCUGGAGCGCAUACCCCGGGAGGAGGCUACAGAGAUUGAGCAGACAGUCCGGGAAGCAGCUCAGGCUUUCAACCCCGGGCUGCUGUGUGUGGCAUGUGGUUCUUACCGACGGGGGAAGGCAACCUGUGGUGAUGUGGACGUGCUGCUCACUCACCCAGACGGCCGGUCUCACCAGGGCAUCUUCAGUCUUCUCCUCGACAGCCUUCGGCGCCAAGGGUUCCUGACCGAUGACCUGGUGAGCCAGGAGGAGAACGGCCAACAGCAGAAGUACUUGGGCGUGUGCCAGCUCCCCGGGCCAGGGCGGCGGCACCGACGACUGGACAUCAUCGUUGUGCCCUACAGCGAGUUCGCCUGUGCCCUGCUGUACUUCACUGGCUCAGCCCACUUCAACCGCUCCAUGCGGGCUCUGGCCAAGACCAAAGGCAUGAGCUUGUCGGAGCACGCCCUCAGCACCUCUGUGGUCCGGGACACCCAAGGCCUCAAGGUGGGACCUGGCCGAGUGCUGCCGACCCCCACGGAGAAGGAUGUCUUCAGGCUUUUAGGCCUACCGUACCGAGAACCGGCUGAGCGGGACUGGUGACCUAUGGCUGGGGGGAAGGGGGCGCCAAGCUGGACCAGCUGCCCCACCUGGCCAUCCAGUACCGGGCUCCAGCCUUAGCGGGCUGGACCUCACCACGUCAGCCACCUGGGCCUGAGGGAGAGGGCCAGCCUGGCUCCCAGGAGCGGCCCGGCCCUCUCCUCAACAGGAGCAGACUGCUGGCCUACCUCACCACUGCCCCUGGUAGAGUUUUGUACACGGCCCCUUGCCCCGUUUUAAGCAAGAACAGGUGCCAGUGUGAAGCCGGCUUCCUGUGCUGAAGGCCCAGACACCCCCUCUUCCGUACCCAUGGAGGGUCUGGCUGCUGGGGGUGGGAUGCGAGCUGCAGGGGAAGGGGCAAACAGCUGUGACUGAGCAUCCCCUAAGACCCUUUGGAGCAAGAGAAUGCGCUACUCCACGCGUACUCCCUUUACCUGGCCCACUUCCUCUGCAGCUGGAGGUGUGGGGAGGGGGCACCUGAGGCUCAGUAAGGACAGCACUUGAAGGCCCAGAGGCCCAAUAAAGUGCACUUGAUGUUCGA